GGAACAGGAGAUUCGAUGUUUCGGGCAAAAGCCCUUCAAGAAGUUGGUGGACCAGUUCAAUUGGGGUCACCAUGAUGGGUGGACAUUCUGAAGAAGGGAAACUAGAAAUCGAUCGAAAGAUCAAAGUGGACCAUGUUCGGAGAAACUUAUUCGGCCCCGUUGAUCACGAGCAGCUACAGCAAGAUUUUCAGCAUUUACUGCGGGAUAACAUUGAAGCUGCCGGACAAAAAUGGAACUAUGACUUCGGUCGGGAAGUUCCAUCGGAAGGCACCCUUGAAUGGGAAGAACUGAAAUGCCAUGAUGUUCCAGCUUUCUACAGGAGCCGUGUUAUCAUCAGAGAGAAACACUGGCGUGGGAUACAGGAGCCUGCGGUGGACAGGAGGAGCUGUGAGCUGCCAGAGUCUCAGAGCAAGCAGCUCAAAAUCCAGGUGACCCCUGAACCCAAGAGAGGGAAGCAGACAUACAUAACAGAUUACUAUUCAACAAAGAAGAGGUGUACACGCCCAAUCCACCACAGCAGAAGAAAGUAGUGUUCCUGAAUAGAAGAUCUAGAGAUGGUUUCAAGGGACUGCACGUCAUUUGAAGUAAAACUGCCUUAGGUUCAUGAAGAAAAUAUAUUA
Hemiscyllium ocellatum (epaulette shark) is the source of this 620-nucleotide messenger RNA. RefSeq names its product cyclin-dependent kinase inhibitor 1B-like. Gene Ontology annotation, biological process: signal transduction by p53 class mediator; regulation of mitotic cell cycle. Lineage: Eukaryota; Metazoa; Chordata; Chondrichthyes; Orectolobiformes; Hemiscylliidae. Gene Ontology annotation, molecular function: cyclin-dependent protein serine/threonine kinase inhibitor activity. The record is from RefSeq and is a predicted model, not a curated record. The transcript is spliced from 3 exons. Bases 72 to 530 code for a protein of 152 amino acids. Gene Ontology annotation, cellular component: nucleus.